Harmonia axyridis is the source of this 1023-nucleotide messenger RNA. RefSeq names its product ras-related protein Rab6 (gene Rab6). Gene Ontology annotation, molecular function: GTP binding; GTPase activity. The record is from RefSeq and is a predicted model, not a curated record. The coding region runs from base 149 to 781 and encodes 210 amino acids. NCBI's taxonomy places the organism in Eukaryota, Metazoa, Arthropoda, Insecta, Coleoptera, Coccinellidae. The transcript has 6 exons.
ACACUGCAAUAUUUGUUGCUAGAGAUCGUGGCGACUGUUCACUGACUUCUGUCAGUUUUAGAAAGUAAAUGAGUUCUUCGUGUGAUAAUUAAAUUUGUGAAUUAAAUUUGCAGGGUUUUUCAGAAGAAGUCAUUUACUAUCAGUCAAAAUGUCGACCUCAGGGGAUUUUGGAAAUCCUCUUCGUAAGUUUAAGUUAGUUUUCUUAGGAGAACAAAGUGUAGGAAAAACAUCCCUAAUAACGAGGUUCAUGUAUGAUAGUUUUGACAACACUUAUCAGGCAACUAUAGGCAUUGAUUUUUUAUCAAAAACCAUGUACCUCGAAGAUAGAACAGUAAGACUUCAGCUUUGGGAUACAGCAGGUCAAGAACGAUUCAGAUCCCUAAUACCUUCCUAUAUUAGGGACUCCACUGUUGCUGUUGUAGUAUAUGACAUAACAAAUGCCAAUUCUUUUCACCAAACAUCCAAGUGGAUAGAUGACGUUAGAACAGAGAGGGGUAGCGAUGUAAUAAUAAUGCUUGUGGGCAAUAAAACAGAUCUGUCGGAUAAAAGACAAGUUAGUACCGAAGAAGGGGAAAGAAAAGCCAAGGAAUUGAAUGUGAUGUUUAUCGAGACCAGUGCAAAGGCGGGUUAUAAUGUUAAACAGUUAUUCAGAAGGGUAGCAGCGGCUCUGCCAGGAAUGGAUUCCACAGAAAACAAACCCCCAGAAGACACUGUGGACUUACAAACCCAACCGCAACUGCAACACGACCAACAAGAUUCUGAGGGAGGAUGCAUGUGUUAAACGACAUUCCCAAAUUUGGUUGACACGGAUUAGUUGUAAAACCAAGUAGCCUCUGCCUUCGUUGAAGUUUUCAUGCUAAUAAGUGUAAACUUUAUUUGCAACUUGCACUUUUUCAUGUGGCAUCAAUUUUCCACAUAGGAUUUUCAAUUCAAUAACUGCAUAUAUGUAAUAAGACUUUUAAUAAUGUAUAAAUUGAUUAUUAUUAUUAUUAUGCAAAUUUUCUAUUAAAAUGAUUUAGCCUA